This is a messenger RNA of Cucumis sativus (cucumber), 2925 nucleotides long. RefSeq names its product SPX domain-containing membrane protein At4g22990. The coding region runs from base 362 to 2452 and encodes 696 amino acids. The record is from RefSeq and is a predicted model, not a curated record. Gene Ontology annotation, biological process: transmembrane phosphate ion transport from cytosol to vacuole. Gene Ontology annotation, cellular component: plant-type vacuole membrane. Lineage: Eukaryota; Viridiplantae; Streptophyta; Magnoliopsida; Cucurbitales; Cucurbitaceae. The transcript is spliced from 12 exons. Gene Ontology annotation, molecular function: transmembrane transporter activity.
UAGUCAUAUUAUAACAUUACAACAUCUCCAUCCCCAUCCGCAUCCGCAUCCCGGUGGCCUUUUUCCAAAACUUUCUCCUCUUGAUUCGCCAUUUUUUUCAAAAUUUCUAAAUCGACGGAAGAAACAUAAAAGCGUAUCGAAACAACAUCAAUCUUAUUCGAAAACAGGAUUCUCUGUUCAGUUUUUCGAGCUGUCUUCGUCUUCAUGAUCCAUCUUUCAGAAACAAGUUCGUUGACGGUCAUCUAAACCUCUCGUUUUCACCUCUUUCUCAAUCCGAGUUUCCAGAUUUUUAGCUUUAUUACGACUGCAUCUCUGUGUAUUCUUGGCCUGGUUUUGAGUACUGAAGUUUAAAAAUCAAAAGAUGGUUGCCUUUGGAAAGAAGUUGAAGGAAAGACAGAUUGAAGAAUGGCAAGGAUAUUACAUCAAUUAUAAACUUAUGAAGAAGAAGGUAAAACAAUAUGCUCAACAAAUGGAAGUUGGAACACAAGAUCGUCGGCACGUUCUCAAGGAUUUUUCAAGAAUGCUGGACAACCAGAUUGAGAAGAUUGUACUUUUUCUGCUGGAGCAACAAGGCCUUCUUGCAAGCCGUAUAGCCAAACUUGAUGAACGGCUUGAUGUUCUUCAAGAAGAACCUGAAAUAUCCCAGAUAACUGAAUUGAGAGAAGCUUACAGAGAAGCUGGCCAAGAUCUUUUAAAGCUUCUAUAUUUUGUUGAGAUAAAUGCAAUUGGCCUGCGUAAAAUUUUGAAAAAAUUUGACAAGCGGUUUGGCUAUAAAUUUACCGAUUACUAUGUCAAAACACGGGCCAACCAUCCUUACUCCCAGCUGCAGCAAGUUUUCAAACACGUGGGAAUAGGAGCUGUUGUUGGAGCCAUAUCGCGGAACUUGCAUGAACUCCAGGACCGUCAAGGAAGAAGCUAUCUAUCAAUAUAUGAUCAGCCUGUUCUUCCUCUCCAGGACCCUGUAAUUGAUUCAAUUAGAGCUGCUGUGGACAGGCUAAGUAACUCAACAAACUUCCUGAACUUUUUAGCACAGCAUGCCCUCAUUAUGCAGGAAGAAUUGCCUGCUCCUAUUGGGGAACAAGUCGAUGAUAGCAGUUAUCACUCCAUGUCUCUUUUCUUGAACCUCGCAAAUACCUUCCUAUACAUGGUCAAUACAUAUAUUGUAGUCCCAACAGCUGAUGACUACUCCAUGAGCCUUGGAGCUGCAGCGACUGUAUGUGGUAUUGUAAUUGGAGCAAUGGCAGUUGCACAAGUGUUCUCAUCAGUUUAUUUUAGUGCAUGGUCGAAUAGAUCUUACUUCAGACCUCUAAUAUUUAGCAGUAUAGCUCUCUUUCUCGGGAACUUGUUAUAUGCUCUUGCUUAUGACCUUCAAUCACUCUGGGUUCUUUUGAUUGGACGGCUUUGCUGUGGGUUGGGUUCUGCUCGGGCUGUUAAUAGGCGCUAUAUCAGUGAUUGUGUGCCACUAAAAAUUCGCAUGCAAGCAUCAGCAGGCUUUGUUAGUGCCAGUGCUCUAGGAAUGGCUUGUGGUCCAGCUCUGGCCGGAUUACUUCAAACGAAGUUUAAGAUUUACAAGCUUACUUUUAAUCAAAACACUUUGCCUGGUUGGGUUAUGGCUGUGGCGUGGCUAAUGUAUCUAAUAUGGUUGUGUAUCUCAUUUCGUGAACCUUCACGGGAAAGUGAAGAGAAUACACCACAGGAAUCACAUCAAGUUCAAAAUGAUACACUCGAAAAGGGUCUUCACCAGCCAUUGCUUAUAACUUCACUGGAGAAGCCAUCAGAUGAAGAUGGUGACCCAGAAGUUGAUGACAGUGAAGAAGCGCCCGAGGAAUCUCGCCUACCAGUGACCUCUAUUGGCUCAGCUUAUAGAUUACUUACUCCUUCUGUUAAGGUUCAAUUAUUGAUAUAUUUCAUGCUCAAAUAUGCAAUGGAAGUUUUGCUUUCGGAGUCUAGUGUUGUUACCACAUACUACUUCGGUUGGUCCACAAGCUCUGUGGCAAUUUUUCUGGCAUGCCUUGGUCUGACAGUUCUCCCGGUGAAUAUCUUUGUUGGUAGUUACAUUAGCAACAUGUUUGAAGAUAGACAAAUACUGUUGGUGUCAGAAGUUCUUGUCUUGAUAGGCAUCCUUUUAAGCUUCAAUGUAAUAGUUCCAUACUCUGUGGUUCAAUAUGUGGGCUCUGGACUUAUCAUGUUUGUGUCGGCAGAAGUGCUUGAAGGCGUGAACCUUGCACUUCUCUCACGAGUCAUGUCAUCUCGACUUUCACGUGGUACAUAUAAUGGUGGAUUGUUAUCAACAGAAGCUGGGACUAUUGCGCGAGUAAUUGCAGAUGGAACUAUAACCCUUGCUGGUUACUUAGGCCGAAGUAGGCUCUUGAAUGUUACACUCAUUCCCUCCCUCCUCAUUUGUGUAGUCUCCAUUCUUUCCACCUGCUACACCUACAACUCUCUAUACUGAUGAUAGUAGUCAUAGCUCAUUACAUUUGGUUUCUUCUAUCCGUCAAAAUCCUCAAUUCUUUCUCACUGGCCACUAUUCCUCCAUUUUUCUUUCUUUGCACUUGCUAGUGUCAUUUCAAUGAAAGCGAUCACUAGUUCAGAUCAUCUAUUCGAUUCUAAAUUUAUAUUCCCCUCACUACGUAAUAUGUCUUACAUGUGGGAUAGGAAGGUUCUCGUCUUAGAAGUAGAGAUUAUUUAUCUGGAUGUCUAUGUUUGUAGAUUUAUAAGAUUUUGUUUAAAGUUUAUUGUUCUUCCUCCUGCUUAUUGGAAAAAAAAAAAGCACACUGAGAGAUUAUGGACCACUCAUUUACGUUUUAGAAUUAGUAAAUAGAAAAUGCAUAAGAAUGGUCCAAAUUUAGCUGGAGGCUGCCAUUAUUGUAGGGUUUUCAAACUGUAAUCUCAUGCUAAUAAAAUUCAUUUUGGGUCUUUACAAGU